Molecule: messenger RNA, 3602 nt
Organism: Spinacia oleracea (spinach)
Lineage: Eukaryota; Viridiplantae; Streptophyta; Magnoliopsida; Caryophyllales; Amaranthaceae
Product: filament-like plant protein
Exons: 6
Coding region: 351-3461 (1036 amino acids)
Source: RefSeq, a predicted model, not a curated record
UUAAUCAUAACAAAAGUUGUUCUUAAAAUAAGAUUAAGCUCAGUUCUUAUGUUCUUUUUAAAAAGUUCUUUCUGGGGUUUUAUUCUUUAUCCAAAUCAAGGGUUUUGUUCCUAUUUGUAACUACAAACUGGGUUCCUUUUUUUUGAUUUUCUUAAAUUAAAGACACUGUUCUAUUGCUAUUAUUACAACAAAGUUUCUUGAUUUUUAGGGGGUUUGGCAACAUUUUUUAUGGGGUUUUGGUUGAUGGGUCUUCUACAUGAUUCCCCAAAUCAGUAGGUGAAAGGAAAGAAAUCAAGUGCAAAUGAAGUUGAUGUUGAGUUAUCUUCAAAUUAAAUUUCAGAGAAAUUGAAAUGGUGAAGAGAAAAUGGUUGUGGGGGAAAAAAUCAUCUGAGAAGACUAUUAGUGGUGAGACUGAAAGCUCAGGUUCAAUGUCUUCACAUUCUGACAAACUUUCUGAAGACCAGCAGGAACCCUUGAAAGAAUCUCCAAGUAACCACCAGUCACAAGAAGUUAACUCUAAAGCCGCAGAAACUGAAAUCAACAGAGAAGAGACCGACGAGAAGGAGCAAAGCUUGACUCAAAAUCUUUCAAAUGCUUCAGAAAAUAAUAGGUCAAAAGAUAAGUUAUCAGAGAAAGAUGCAUCUAACAUAUUUUUGAAUGGGGAUACUGAACAACUAUCAAAAGGUAGCCUUUCAAAUGGAAAUUCGUCUAGUGUAAUUUCCGUGGAGGACACUCAAGGAGUGAAUUUUGCGGUUCAAGUCAGCAACGGUUGUGUAAAAGAUAACGACAGUCUCAAGCUUCUGACUGAAAAACUCUCUGCUGCUCUUGUGAAUGUCAGUCACAAAGAUGAACUAGUUAAACAGCAUUCUAAAGUUGCUGAAGAAGCUGUUGCAGGAUGGGAAAAGGCUGAAAACGAAGCAGCUACCCUGAAGCAACAACUUGAAGCCGCGGUUCAGAAAAAAUCAUCCAUGGAAGCCCGAGUAACCCAACUUGACGAAGCUCUGAAAGAAUGUGUUAGACAGCUUAGACUUGCGAGGGACGAACAAGAAAGGAAAAUAAAUCAAGCUGUUGCUGAAAAAACUAACGAACUGGAACUUUCCAAAACCAGGCUCGAGAACCAGCUAGUUGAGCUUCAGAACCUACUAGAAACUUCUAGAAUGAACUCUCCUGAUCUUGACCUUCGACGUAGGGUUGACUUUUUGGAGGAUGAAAAUAUCGUAAUUAGACAGGAGCUUCAGUCACUAUCGGAGGAGCUGGAGGUGAUGACGAUUGAGAGGGAUCUGAGCACUGAAGCUGCGGAAACAGCUAGUAAGCAGCAUUUAGAGAGCAUAAAGAAGUUGGCUAGGCUUGAGGCCGAGUGUCGAAAGCUAAAAUCACUUUCUCGAGUUUCUUCGUUAAGCAAUUGCAAUGAACGCAAGUCAACCACAACCACUGCUGCUGCUUCCUGUGCUGAAUCUCUAACCGACAGUCAGUCUGACGGUGCUGAACAACUAAGUAUUUCAGAAUGUGAUAGCCGAAAGAUGAAUGGUUCAUGGGCUUCUGCCUUGAUUUCCGAGCUGGAUCAAUUCAAGAGUGAGAAAAACAUGAAUUCAUCUUCUUUGGACAUCAAUUUGAUGGAUGAUUUCCUUGAAAUGGAGCGGCUCGCUGCCCUGCCUGAUAGCGGGCCUCAAGUUCAUUCUGACAAGAUUCCUGAAAAGGCAGAUAGAAGUUUAAGAAUUGAGUUUGAAGAAAUUAUAUGCAAAUUGGAAGCAGAAAAGGCUGAAUUGGGUAUGAAGUUGGCCCGAACCCAAAGUUGUUUCGAGGAAUCACAAGUGCAGUUAAUAGAAACCCAGAUGAAGUUCGAACAACUCGAGAGAGAGUUAAACGGGGCAAAUGAAGGGGAAAACUUUUACAAGGCAUUGUUCAUUCAAUUUGAGAGAGAAGCUAACUUGAUGUCUUCUCAGUUAAAGUCCGUGCGUGAAGAGCUAGAAAGAGAACAAGCAUUAUCAGAGCAAAAUUCCGCGAGCUGCAAAGAUUUGGAGAAUGAGCUGAAAAAGAAGGAAGAGGAACUAGAAAUACAACAACAAGAUGCAAUGUGUAGUGAUGAACUUAGACUGAAGGAUAUGGCUUUAGAGAAAAUGCAAAAUAACUUGGAGAAGUCAAAGGCUCAGCUGAAUCAGGCUGAAAAGAAGCUAGAAGAGGCGAAUGAAGAGAAGAAAUCCCUGAAAUCUGAACUUGAUAGUGUGAGAUUGGAGCUUCAAACAAAGUCAUCUCAGAUUGAGUCAUUGAAUGAGCAUCUGCAGAAGGAAAUUUUGAAUGAACAUGUGCAAAAGGAGCUAAGUGAGGCAAAUGAAGAGAAGAAAUCCCUGAAAUCUGAACUUGAUAGUGUGAGAUUGGAGCUCCAAACAAAGUCUACUCAGAUUGAAUCAUUGAAUGAGCAUUUGCAGAAGGAAAUAUUGAAUGAACAAGUGCAGAAGGUAAUAUUGAAUGAACAAGUGCAGAAGGAGCUUGAAAAGAAGCUAAGUGAGGCAAAUGAAGAGAAGAAGUCCCUGAAAUCUGAACUUGAAAGUGUGAGAAUGGAGCUUCAAACAAAGUCCACUCAGAUUGAGUCAUUAAAUGAGCAUUUGCAGAAGGAAAUUUUGAAUGAACAGGUGAAGAAGGAGCUUGAAAAGGAGCUAAAAGAGGCAAAUGAAGAGAAAAAAUCCCUGAAAUCUGAAGUUAACAGCUUGACAGUUGAGCUCAAAAGAAUUUCAUCUCAGAUUGAAUCAUUGAAUGAAGAUGUGCAGAAGAAGGAGCUUGAGAAGGAGUUAAAAGAGGCGAAUGAAGAGAAGAAAUGCCUGAAUUCUGAACUUGAUUGUGUGAGAGAAGAGCUCCAAAUGAAGUCCUCUCAGAUUGAAUUAUUGAACGAGAAGAUCGAAUUAUUGAAUGAGAAGAUUCAGAAGGAACAAGCUUUGGUAGCAGAACUUUCCAGCAUAUCUGAGUCAAUGGAAUAUGAGCUAAGGAGAAAGACACAAGAACUUGAUAUACAGCAAAAGGCGCACUCUAAUAACGAGAUGAAGAUAAAACAGGAAGAUCUUGCCAUAGCAGCUGGAAAACUCGCCGAUUGUCAGGAAACAAUUGCAUCUCUAGGAAGCCAACUAAAAUCUCUAUCAACACUUGAAGAUUUCCUCAUUGACACUGCAAGUAUACCAAGGUUUUCACCUCCUGCUCCAUUGCUGGAUAGACGUAACAGCGGUGGUGAACCAUGGAAGCUUCAUUCAAACGACACGUAUUUGACAGAGAAGGAACGUGACCCGUUGACUAAUGUCCGGGAUGAUUUGAGCCCGUUUGCAGCAAGUCACGGUACAGGCCGGGAUAUUAGAGGGUCACCGGCAUCUUCAUCAUCAUCAACAUCAGCUUCGCCGGCUUUCUUCUUGAGUUACCCUGGUUCUGACAAGAAUGGGAAUGGUUUUGCAAACUUUUACUCUGUUAGCAGAAGUUGAUUAGUUAAGUUUUGAUUAGCAUAAAUCUAAAAUGAUAGAUUUUUCUGGCUUUCUUAGGUAGUAUUAGUGUUUGCAAAUAUUAUGGGAUAGGAGUUGAAUGAUUUGUAUGGUUAUAGAAAUGAAGGUAGGGUUUUUUCAUGA